Messenger RNA from Parnassius mnemosyne (clouded apollo), 1047 nucleotides. NCBI's taxonomy places the organism in Eukaryota, Metazoa, Arthropoda, Insecta, Lepidoptera, Papilionidae. The record is from the annotation of a GenBank genome assembly.
AUGGCAACAGUACACCAUCUUUUACCAAAUGCAAAAUGUUUUUAUGAAGAGUUAAAUGAACGUUCAAAUCUUGCUGAAUCUCAACGAUGUAAGCGUUAUCGUGCAGUCGUUGUUCUGCAGCGUUUAGUUCGGGGGUAUUUGAUAAGAAAAUAUUUUGCAUGGCUUGCAAAGAAGGCUACGGUUAUCCAAUGUGCAUUUAGAAUGCAUAGAAGCCGUAAACUAUAUAGAGAAGCUCUGAUACGAGCGGUUCGGAAUAAACACGCUAAAAGAUAUAACCAGGCUGCAACAAAGAUACAGGCAUUAUGGCGAGGUCAUUUUUCAAGACGUGUUAAAUUUUGUUAUUAUUCCUAUCGAAGAUGGCUACAAAUUGUAAAAGAACGUGGAGAGAGACGAGCUGCCGAAGCUAUUGAGUUCUCAAUUAGAAGUAAAGUGGACGAUUUAAGAAUUCUAGAAGAAGAAGCUCGAAAAUGGCUUGCAUUUGUUGUUUUCAAGUUACACCAUCUUUUAAGAACAUUUGUUCGCGCUGGUAUAUAUUCAGAACCAGGUACAACUGAGCUAUCAGAAUUUGAAAACCUUUUAAAUUCAAUCCGUUACACAGAAUAUAUGAAAAGGCUUAAGAAGAAGUACGAUGAAUUUGUACGGAAACAUAAAUCGCGUUUCUCGAACAAAAAGCUAUUUCCGAUUAUUGGAAAUGGAUCAGAUUAUUGGUAUCUUUCUCUGCCUCAGAUGUACGAAUUGACUGCAUCGCCACAGAAAGUCAAAGAUACCCGCCACAUUUUAACACACCAUGGUCCACAGCACAAAAACCCUUUCCUUUGGCGAAAGGUCAGAUCAACUUUGUCCUGUGAAAAUAGGGGUCCAUUAAAGUCUACAAAUUUAUCUUCAGAUGAACCUUCUUUGAAAAACACGCAACUUCAAAAAGAUCCACGUUUUCAUCUUUAUGUAAAGCAUUACACUCCUCAGCCAAAUAUAUUUGAUUAUGUCGAUUAUUAUAUUAAUGUUGUAUUGAUAAGAAAACGAUCAAUUCAAAACGUCGACAAGGAAUGA